GCCACCGAUCUGUGCACGCUUCUGCUUGUCUGCGUGGAAAGUUGGAGGACUAUUUGUCACAUAUCUCAUGUGUUUUCACAUGCCACUUCCUGCCGGGUGAUCGGGAUCGCUGCCAACCCACCGCUCUAUGAAAAAGAAAAAGAAGAAAAGCAAAUAGCUGCGCGUGUCAUGAGAUCUCUCUGGGAGACAGAGAUUGAUGAGGACUUUUUCUUUUGGCUCGUUUCGUUGAUGCAAAAUAUCCCAGCUUGAGAAGAAGAGGUGUAUUUUAAUGUCAGUAUACUGGAUGAGACCGCGGCGCCGUAUCCUGUGCAAUAAGAGAAAUGGGGCUGUUACUGACCGUGCGCUCAUGUCUGUGAUGGCAGGUGGUGUCGCACGGAAUACAGCUGUUUUGUUUUAAAUGGAGAACUGCUCAGAGGGGAUAAAUUGCGUGCAAAGUUGUGCGGCUCUCUGCUGAGGGAGUCAUCCAGCGGCUUCCCCCCGUCCUCGAAUAACAACAUGAGUCCACGGCGAGACAUGGGGCCGCUCCGGUGCGUGGGACUCACCGCGCUUCUCCUGUGCACAGUGGUGGAUAGCAAGGUGAUCCUGGAGGGCCUGCAGAGGUACGGCCCCACGCCAAUCUAUCUGCCUGUCAGCUACCGGAUCCUCAAUGCCGAGUCAGCGUUCUUCCUGCAGGAGGCAAACCAGGAUUUAAUGAGGAACUCCAGCCUGCAGGCUCGCACAGAGUCCUUCUUCAUCCACCAGGCCCGGCAGAUGCCCUUUGUCAAUGCUAGCUAUGGGCCACUGUCUGUCCAGCAGCCUGUCCCCCUGGAGCUACUGCAGACCCUGCCAGGGCCAUUCAACACACCCUCCUUCACUACAUCAUCAGCGCCAACAUCGGCAUCAUCAUCCCCGCUCUUUACAUUCAACUGGAAGGUCCACACCUAUAUUAUCAGUGAGAGGAUUCACCCCAGUUGGCCAAAGGUUCAAGUGUUGUUCUACAUUGCAGGAAGAGACUGGGAUGAUUACAGCGCCAUCCACAAGCUGCCCUGCGUCAGGAUGUUUGCCUUCCACGAGACUCAAGAAGUGCGUGGGACUUGCAGGUUAAAAGGUGAACUGGGCAUAUGUGUUGCUGAGCUGGAGCCGCUCGCCAGCUGGUUCAGCUUGCCCACUGUCAGGCCGGGUAGGCAGAGAGUCUCUGAGCAAGCCCAGGGCACUCCUGUGGAGCUCUACUACAUGGUUCAAACCACGGACAGUGGAGACUGCAGCUCAGAGGAUUCAAGGAAGAGCAGCUCUGUUCGCCCAGACCAGCAAAGGCCAAUGGGCUAUUUCGCAGGGCAUACACCUAUGCAGCGGAUUGGGAGCGUCAGGCUGUUUCAGCCGCUGUCGGAGCUGAAGCUGGACAAUAACUUUGUGGUGAUGGCGCCCUCCAAACCCAUUAGGCAGAGAGAAACAGUCUCUACUUUUCUGGCUCUUUCCACACUUUCCUCAGUGCCAAUUUUCACCCUCAGGGUCAAGCUGAAGGACGGCGUGGCGUUCCUGGGAGCGCGAGCCAGUAACCCUGUGGUGUGGACAGUGAGUCAAGAUGUCAGGAGUGAAGGUCACAGGAUUGUCACCCUCCACUGUCGGAGGAAGGAGAACAGUUUUAGUCAAAGGGUGGAGGGAGCAGGCUACCAGCGUGUGCUGCAGGUGGACCUGGAGGUGAACGGGCUGAUGGUGACUCAGGGGGGGAGGGAGGUGACGUGGCAGGUGGAAUAUCCGCUCACCCGCACCCUGACCAGUGAGGUGCCGACACUCAUCCGCCUGGCACCGCAGGACCUAGGUGGCAUCGUGCCACUGGCGAUGGACACUGAGAUCCUCAACACAGCUGUCCUCAAUGGGCGAACCGUCGCUGUGCCGGUAAAGGUAGUCACCGUAGGAACAGAUGGAGCAGUCUCCGACGUAACAGAGUCAGUGGAGUGCAAGUCAACAGAUGAGCAGGUUAUCAAGGUGUCAGAGAGAUGUGACUAUGUUUAUGUCAACGGAAAGGAGACAAGAGGAAAGAGCAAAGUGAUGCUGAACUUUACCUACAGUUUUCUGAGCGCCCAACUGGAGAUGAGUGUAUGGAUGCCCCGCCUGCCUUUGCUCAUUGACGUGGCUGACCCCGAGCUCAGCCAGAUAAAGGGCUGGAGGGUCCCCGCUAGUAUGGGAAACAGAAGGUAUGAGAGGGUCACCGAUGACAAGGACGGAGAUGAUGUGGCUGAAGAGAGGACAGAGAGCGGCUGUGUAGCCCAGUAUCAGAGCACCACCCUGCGUGUCCUCACACACUUUGUAGCAGAUAACGGGGAAGUCAGAGGAGCGGCGGAGGAGGACGGGCUGGGCCAGCAGAACUUCCUGCUGGGAAGUGACUGGCAGGUUGAGGUGACGCAGCUGGUUAAGGAUUUCCUGAGGGUGGAGGUCCCGAAGGUCGCACAACUGCUGGAGGGCCAGGUCCUAAUAGGACUGAGUGCUGGCAUCACCAAAAUACAGGUGCUGUCCCCUCUGACAUCAUCUGUCCUGGCUGAGAGGAGCAUCAGGGUGGUGGAUGAUAAAGUGAGUGUGACAGAGCUGGGGGUGCAAUUGGUUUCUGGACUCUCUCUGUCUCUGCAGCUCAGCCCCGGGAGCAACAGGGCCAUCGUCGCCACUGCAACCACACAGGAAGUUAUUGAAUCGCUCAAACAGGAGGCCCUCAUCAGUGCUUGGCUUCAGUUCAGCGAUGGAUCAAUGACUGCUCUAGACAACUACAACCCUGCCCAUUUUACCCUGACAGCCACCUCUUUGGAUGAACAGGUGGUGGCAGUGCAGCGCAGUGCAGCAUGGAAGUGGCCCAUCAUUGUUGCCAAGGGGGAAGGCCAGGGUUUGCUUGUGCGCGUUGAAAUGAGCCAAUCAGAGGUGUGCCAGAAGGGAAAACGACGUACUAUCUUAGCCACUGGAAUGGCAAACAUACAGACCAGGUUUGGUCAGCCAGAGGAGCAAUACAGACAACCAGGGGACCGACGAACACGUCCUGAUCCUCCAUAUUAUGGCGGAUCUAUCGCUGACAUGGAAACUGGGUUAAUCAACCGUGGGGCCACUACCAUCAGGGGCCAUGUCCCAGUGAGACCUAAUGGGGGCCGUCUAUCAGCGGACAGCGGGGCCAGGGUCCCAAAUGAAUUCUCUGAAUAUCCAGACCAGGCAGAGCUGCCUCGUAGCCGCAGCACCGAUGAUGACUUGUUGCCGUCCCGACGAGGCCUGACAGACCUAGAGAUUGGUAUGUAUGCCCUGCUGGGAGUGUUCUGCCUGGCCAUUCUGGUCUUUCUUAUUAACUGCAUCUCUUAUGCAUAUAAGUACCGUAGCAAGCAACUGUCCCUGGAAGCCCCGGAGGCAAUGCCCCAUGCCCAUGACUGGGUUUGGCUGGGCCAAGAUGAGGGGCUAUGUCUGCAGCAACAGCAGCAGGACGAGCUGAGUGGUACCCUAGAGGAGGGUAGUCAGCUACUGAAUGGAGGCAUCCAGCGUGGUAAUACUGGCGUGGGCAGCUGUAGCUCGAGUGGGAGAGAUCACAGGAAUGAGUCGCUUAACUCUCCCACCACCAAGAGAAAGAGGGUGAAGUUCACCACCUUUUCCAACGUCAAGUCUAGUAAUGGAUGUCCUGUGCUCAGCCCAUUAGCACUAGUGCAGACCAGUGAGAUAAAAUGGGUAUGUCCGGACAUCGAGCUUGGGGACUCAAAGGAUCUUAGGAACUACAUGGAAAAGCUUAAUGAGAAUGCAAUUAAGAACAUUGCAUAGGGGGUGCUGGGUGUUUUCAAAUGAACUAAAGAGAAACUCACCUGAAUGCCUUCAGAAUACGGAGGGAACGAGGGUUGGAAGGAGGAAAGGAAAAAGGGAUGAAGGAAAAAGACUGGGGUGGCUGUUGAACUGCUUCUCACCAUAACAACAGGAUGCGCUUAGGCUCUGUUGUUUCCAUGACAGUACUCGGAAAGAGUAAAGAAAAGGACCACAACGAGACUUGUCACGACACCACAGCAUAGAUACGAAGGGGAAAAUGUGAACUUGAUAUUGUUGCUUAACUUAAAUGUAUGUUGUUUGUCUUUAAUUGAGGUUCAGUUUCCUUUUCUAUGCGCCAUGUACUUUGUUUUACAUUUUCUUUAUUAAUUCAUCAUGUUUUAAUGUUGUAUUUGUUGUACUUUUUUGAGCUUUUUUUAAGAGUUGCCGUAUGCUCUGUACCACACGUCAGCAAUUAUAGAUUCUAGGAGAGAAGAGUUAAAAGCAAUUUUGUAUUGUAUAUAAAUGCAGAGUUUGAUUUGGAGGUAUUAUAUGUAUAGUAACAUUUUGUAAAGUGCUGUUUGGUUUCAGUUUGGUUUUGUUCGUAGUUCAGUUUUUGUUUUGUCUCCAGAAACCGGAUCCAUGCAUGAUGUUAUUAAAGAGGAGGCAUGUGUGUCUGAUCUGGUACCUGAAAUGAAAGUGUGUAGAUAAUUAAUACCAAUACCUCUGGAGACAUGUCAGCUUAAUAUAAUUGCAUUCAUUCAUCCUGGAGCUCAGUUUUGGGUUGGUUUCGGUAUGUUGAUAUUGGUUUAAAGAAGUUUUGUUAGCCCGUACAUUUUCCCUUCUUACGUUAGUGUUAUUAUUUAUGCAACCCCCUUUGAUUCAGUUGCAUACUUCACAUAAAGUAGACUUUUUAAACUACUUUAAAUCCUGAUAUUACAAAUCAAAAAAGGCAUUUGUGACAUUUAACAGAAAAACCAUCAAGAGAGUCAAUAGACAAUCACAUAAAUAAUGUAUGGAUCAAUCCCUUCAUUUAUAAUGUUCCAUAAAAAUCAGUCCAGUUUACAGUUUGUAUGGCCCUAGAUGAAGAUCAGUAAACAAUCAGUCGUUAAUUUUACUGUGUAUGACAUUUUGGAUCCCAGAAAAAAAACACCAUUACAGUGAAUGAACAAACUGUGAAGUGAACGCCCAAAGUCCAACCUCUCUGCUCCUUUUGUCAUAUGUCAGCAUUAGUCAAGUCCAUUCCUUUUCUAUCUCUGUUUUAAA
Molecule: messenger RNA, 5001 nt
Organism: Epinephelus moara (kelp grouper)
Lineage: Eukaryota; Metazoa; Chordata; Actinopteri; Perciformes; Serranidae
Product: transmembrane protein 132C
Exons: 10
Coding region: 496-3759 (1087 amino acids)
Source: RefSeq, a predicted model, not a curated record